This is a messenger RNA of Spodoptera exigua (beet armyworm), 2817 nucleotides long. Lineage: Eukaryota; Metazoa; Arthropoda; Insecta; Lepidoptera; Noctuidae. The record is from the annotation of a GenBank genome assembly.
AAGUUGCUAGUGUUGGGCGCGCCUCAACUAGGCAAGGUCUGUGUGCCGUGUUGUAGUGAAAUUAAUUAACUCGUUUCUCAUAGUUUUGUCCUUAGUGGUGUCUAUUUGGACAUGUGAUAUUUUGCCAAACUGUUACAUAAAUAUUGUGUUGAGUUCAUAGAAGGAUUUGGGGCGCUCACACGGUGAUUUUAUUCGAAUAUACGUAUCAAGAUGAUUUGGUUACCAAUAUUUUUGGUAGCCGCGGUUGGCUGCGUGGGCGGCCAGGAGACGGCACAGACGAGGGUUGCGAGCUCACUCAGCGAAUGUUACAGCAACCCUAACCUCCUGAAUAGGAACAACUUGCCACCAGUCACUAUGCCAGUCCUCAUUGACCUAAUACGAAAAAUAGAAGAUAACACUACCACGUUGAACUUAAGGGAGAUGUCAACUCUACUGCUUCACACGUUUCGCCAAGAUGGUAUCCAAUACCAUCAGCCAGAGAACUCAGUCACUUCUGCAAAUGUCCUGCCAUUCGCCCCAACUUUUCACUCGUUCCACCGUAACAGGCUGCUGCUGACCAGGCUUCUUCCUGAGAACAGGCUUACUUUGAGUGCUGACACCUUGCCUGCCGUACUAAAGUGUACUCUUCAUCACAUGCUGUCAACAACUGUAGACACAAGAGUACGAGGGGAUGAAAACGGUUGCAGUCAACUAUCCCAAUAUCGAGCUCUAAGAACUGCGAGGUCCGGUCGCUCUAUUAGCGACGAUGUCGAAAUUUUGAAGCCAUCUGACUUACUAUCUGCUAACAAGAACGGAAAGAUGAGGCAAUACGAUCCCAAUAAUGAUGUGGAGUACGGUAAUGUAGGUGCUGGGGCCAUGUCUGAGCGUCAAGUUGCUGAGAGUACUUGUCCUCUGUUGGGCGGUGUGGUGGACACAGCUUGGGGUGCCGUAUCUGCAGGAAACGUGAUCGCCGGUAUUGCAACGGGAGCUCAAAUACAAGUAGUCAACAUCUUGCAGCUGGUCAGGGACGCCAGUCUUAACUACAGGAAUGUUCAGCAAACUGUCACUUCUUUGUUCCCAGCCACAUUAGCUGGUGAUCUGGCCGAAGCCGUCCUCAUUCAAGGUACAGAGCGAGGCAGCACUUCUAUCGCAAUAGGUACUGCUGGUGGCUGGAACAGUACUCAAGCUCGCAGACACUUCAUUUUGCAAAACCGCGUUAACGUUGAGAUGACUGACCCUGAGAUCCGAGGAGGCAUUGAUGGAUUUGUUCUUGGUAGAAAUGUUGUGGCACAACUGGGAGUCGCCAGCAAUAUGAAGCUCUCACAACUCUUGGAUAUGUACUAUUCACCUAGGAAUGGUGCUUUGGACCCCAACCUGCGAGCUUGCAACCGCCGUGAAUCUUUGAAUAAUUUUGUAACCAAUGACCAAUUAGUCUCUGAAACGAAUGCCUUCGCAGCCGCCUUGGACACUAACAUGCCUCUACGUGGCACUAUUAUUGGUGGACUUGACCAACUUGUUACAAGUGCUGUCACCAAUCUGCGGUCCUACACUAAUGAUGUCUUGAACGACUUGAACUGUGAUGCAUCACAAUCACAGAGCAACAACUUCCGCCUUAAAACCAAUCUAUACAUUGUGCUGGACGCCUCCUGGCAAUACCAGACUGUGAUGCCAGCCAUUGCUUACUUAGUAGACUCUAUUGAAGUUAGCAAAUUCGGAUCCAGUAUCACUCUUCUCAGCGCCUUUGAUGGAAGUAUCGUUGUCAACACAACAUACUCUCCUGCUGAUUUCUAUGCUGAAUACAAUGCUUCGAGACAUGCAACAAUGAUGGCGGGUGUUAAUUUUGAAACGAGUUUGACAAACAUUAAGCUGAUGAUGCAACAAUCGCUUGUUAACGAAACUACGAGGAACUACGUUGGUGGAAACUCUUCAGUGUUGUUGUACCUCAUCAAUGGCAACUUACCGGUCACUGACCGUGUCUGGGAGCAAGCUAACGAGAUAAACAAUACUAUUCCUGAUCUUAGAGUGUUAUACGCGACCACCACCAAUCAGUUCGACUCACUAUGGCCAUUCGUGCGAGACAUGUACAGGGACAUUUUCACGAUCUCCCUCAACUCUGUAGGAACCGGUGUGGAUACCGCCAUGGCUCCUAUAUUGCAGCGAAUUCAGUCGGUUGGAAGAAGAAUCGUGAACCCUACUUGUGGCUUCUUAUUCAACGGAGGAACAUCUGGCGCUAGAUCAUUUGAUGACUACGUUGAGCCCGGUUACGUGAAUUACUACAGAAUUAGUCCUAACUACUUCUUGGGUAACAAUGACAACAGAAGAAUCAGGGUCAGUCGCACAAGCGGUGGCAUUGGAGGUCUCGUGGUCUGCCACUCCCGAACUGUUGAACAGCCCAGACGUGACAACUCUACAGUUCUAAUUGAAGGCAGUGAAAAUAACCCGAUAACGUGCCAAGCUUUGAAUUCUGGCAACGUGGAAAUCGGCAUGCAAUACCUGUGUGAUGGAUGGGAUAAUGCCAACUCUUGUCCACCGUUCUACAUGUCGGUAGAGUCUGAUACCGGUCUCACAGCGGGAAGUCUCUCGUCUGCUGCGUGCACAGAUGCCAACUGCAGAUUCCCAUACAACAUCAGGUAUUCAAUACAAGUGGAUGAGCUGGGAUGUUUCAAUGGAGCUAGCAGCGUGACCGCCAGCUUCCUCGUCCUACUCACCGCCUUAUAUCUUACUUUAUAUGGUUCAUAAUUAGUUGUAAACAUUACAAUUAAACCUACCGAUUAUUUUUAAUAUUUUUUGUAGUUAGAUAACAAAUUAAAUGACAGUUUCAUGCAUUUCAAACCCAGA